CCAUUUCACUUCCGAGUCCCCUUGCUUCUGUGGCCCGUUAAACUUCCUUUCCCGGCAUGCCCUGCCCUCUUCUACCAGCCUGAUCCAACAUGGGACGUGUCAGGACAAAGACCGUGAAAAAGGCCGCCCGGGUCAUCAUUGAAAAAUAUUACACCCGCCUGGGCAAUGACUUCCACACCAACAAGAGAGUUUGCGAGGAGAUUGCCAUCAUCCCCAGCAAGAAACUCCGCAACAAGAUUGCUGGGUAUGUUACCCAUCUGAUGAAGCGCAUCCAGAGGGGACCAGUCAGAGGCAUCUCCAUCAAACUGCAGGAGGAGGAGAGAGAGAGGAGGGAUAACUAUGUUCCUGAGGUCUCUGCCUUGGACCAGGAGAUCAUUGAAGUUGACCCUGAUACCAAGGAGAUGCUGAAGCUGCUGGACUUCGGUAGCCUGUCCAACCUGCAGGUCACCCAGCCAACUGUCGGAAUGAACUUCAAAACGCCCAGAGGAGUCUAGACCUAACUUUGUAAAAUACAGUUCUCAAUAAAGAGGAAAAAAGAAA
Molecule: messenger RNA, 540 nt
Organism: Polyodon spathula (Mississippi paddlefish)
Lineage: Eukaryota; Metazoa; Chordata; Actinopteri; Acipenseriformes; Polyodontidae
Product: 40S ribosomal protein S17
Exons: 5
Coding region: 90-494 (134 amino acids)
Biological process (GO): translation
Cellular component (GO): ribosome
Molecular function (GO): structural constituent of ribosome
Source: RefSeq, a predicted model, not a curated record